Clupea harengus (Atlantic herring) is the source of this 626-nucleotide messenger RNA. RefSeq names its product C-C motif chemokine 4 homolog. NCBI's taxonomy places the organism in Eukaryota, Metazoa, Chordata, Actinopteri, Clupeiformes, Clupeidae. Gene Ontology annotation, biological process: immune response. Gene Ontology annotation, molecular function: chemokine activity. Gene Ontology annotation, cellular component: extracellular region. The record is from RefSeq and is a predicted model, not a curated record.
GAUCUGACAGCAAAGGCCACUGACAGUCAGUCAGCCUUUGACGAGCUUCUGAACACCUGCUCUGCACCUGAAGAUAUCUGAAGACUUGAAGAUGAAACUCUGCUGUGUUGUGGCUGUUGCUGUCCUUGUUGUGGCACUCUGCUCCCAGGCACAGAGCCAGAAUUCUAUCAUGGGACCGGAUGAAUGCUGUUUUAAAUAUUACACGAAGGGGAUCCCUGUGAAACAAGUUAAAUCCUAUAAAACCACCAACCCCAACUGCCCUACAAAGGGGGUGAUCUUCAUCACUGUGAAGGACAAAAGGGUGUGUGCCAACCCAGAGGUCAAGCAGGUCCAGGACAUUAUGGAGAAGGUGGACAAGCUGUGGGAUCCUGAACCCACCCCCAGUUCUCGUUAACAGGUGACCACCAGCGAGGUCCACCAGCACAAGCUCGAAAGAGUUACAAUGGAAGUAACAUCCUGUUAUUCCAUAGCUUUUGCACAGAAAUAUUCUGUAAUUUCUCCAUUGAACUUCCCUCAGCGCAGUCCUUCAAGAUAAAAUCUGCAGACAAAUAAGCUUGGAUAAACCUAAGAAUUCCUCAUCUGUGUAUUAAUCUGAACAGAUGUUAAUAAAGCUAUUUUGCUAAGUA